CAAAAAGAAAAUUUCGUGGCAUCGAUCGGUUAGCAUCAAUAGAUUUUGCUGAAGUUUUUCUAAAAUAUAGCACAUCUGAGUGUUUAAAGGUUUAGCAAAAAGUGCUAGGUAUUUGUUGUAAAGCAAAAGUACUAGGUAUUUGUUGCGAACAACUUUAAAAAACAAGUAUAAAAGGUCUAAAAACGCUGCUGUAGUACGCGUUUACUUUUCGUUUAUUUUUUCACGUUUCUUCCCUUCGGCAAGAGAAGUGCAAAAUAUGUGUGUUUUAUUACGACGGGCGUCGAAAAUAAGAUGUCUACACCUGUAAAGCGUAAAAUUACACUCGAGCUCAACCCAAACAAAAAGGUACUUCCAAAGGAUCGCCCUAGCGUGUUCCAGCGUCUCGGAACAAAAAAAUUUCCUCUUCCGGCAUCAUCCUCGGGAAUAAUCGGACCCGGAAAGCAGCAUCAAGAACAGGAAUCGAAUUAUUUCCAGGGAAUCAACAAGGAGGAAAUAGUAAAACGCAUUGUGGGUUGUGACGAACCAGAAACACCAGUAUUACCACCAAAAAUCGUUCCCGAAAGUGUAUCAGCUCACGCCCGAUUAAUUGAAGCUCAGUUAGCUGCAAAGCUUGGAAAGGCGAUUGUCAGUCGAGGUGAAACUAUCGGCGGAGUCAAUCCUGUUCCGCCGCCAGGGCCCGUAUCGAACAAGCACGAAACGGAACGCAGUGGUGGUCAUAACACUUCAACUGCCAGCGAUCGUGGAGGAGGUGGUGGUGGUAGUAGUGGAAACAAUAUUUCCGUUCCACCUGCCAGCGCAGGAGGGGGUUGGGAUCAAUCCACUCUGGAGAAUGCUGAUCAAGACAUCCUAGAGCGCAAACGCAAAGAACUGCAACACGAACUAAAGCUGGAGAUGGAUGCCAGCGGAGGUGGAAGUAGCCACCACCACCACCAUCGUCAUAUGUCAUCGGCGAUGAAACAAAAGUCCACCAAGGAGACGGUGGUGGUCAAAAAAAUCCGAAAAGUACCGGUACCCCGCCGAUCGUCUUCUAGUUCGGAUAGUUCCAGUAGCAGUGGUUCGGAUUCUUCUGAUUCUGACUCGAGCUCCAGUUCCAGCAGCUCUAGCCGGGAUUCUCGCCGAGUCAAGAAAAGAGUCAUACGUCAACGGCGGGAUUCUAGUUCUAGUUCAGAUGGAGGUAAAAAAGUUAUUAAAAAGCAUACAAAGAAAGUAUCUACCGACGGAACAAAACGCAUUCUGACCAAAAAAGCUGGAACUCAUUUGACUACCAAGAUUCGUGUUAAAAAGGUGACAAGUCCCGGUGGUACCAGUCACUUACGCAAGAUAGGUCGUGAGGUAUCUCCCGGCGGAAAAACAUCUGCUAAGUAUAUGGUGAAGAAAGUAGUUGCUUUGAAAAAGGAAAAACAUGCAGCCGUUGUUGAUGCUCGCGAACGUGUUCGUGAAAAGGAACGAGAAUUAGCUCUUCGCGAGAAGGAACGGGAGAGGGAAAAAGAACGAUUGCGUCUUCGUGAGCGUGAAAGGGAACGAGAGCAUGUAAAGAGUCGUUCUCCUCGAACACACAUUCGAUCCCGUUCUCCACGAUCGCGAAUUUCACCGGCAGCGGUAUCAACUUCAUCCCGCGGCCGGGAGAUGGUAAAGAAAUCACCUGAACCGUUGCGUUAUCGUAAACAACCUGCAGUUAUAAGGCGCACUGAGCGUUCUCCGGAACGACUGGAUGAUAGAAGAAGACAUGAGGAUCGCGAACGGCGAGAGCGACAAGAACGAGAACUCGCCAGAAAUAAGGAACGUGAGGAAGCUUUGGCGCGUUGUCAGGAGCGACAACGGGAACGUGAAAGAUUAGCCGCUGCCAAGGAGAAACCACGUCGAGCUGUUGAGAAAGAUGGGGAUGGUGGAUUAGAGAAACCUGAUAGACACCGUCCGGUAGAACGUUUACUACCCCGCCCGGCGGAACGAGCGAGAGCAUUAGCAGCUGCUAGAUCGCCUGGUAAAAUUGAUCAUGACCGUAGUCGAACACCGAACUCGCCGAGAAGCCGUGACAGACUUGUUCCUCGAGACCGGUCAUAUGAUCGAGGGGUUGUCGAAAGAGGGUACAUUGAGCAUCAUGAACGGCGUAGUCGUUCCCGUGAGAGAGAAUACGUUACGCCUAUAGUUAGAGGUGCACGAUCACGAGAUAGUCCUUUCGAGCGUCAUGUGCCACCACCGAUUUCAGUGCGAGAAGUCCGUGAUUAUCGGGACCCGGAGCCACGUAGUUUCAUAGAGAAAGACCGCCGUGUCCAUGAUUACAGCCGGACCGAAUAUCCUGAUGAUCCUCUGCCACGUCGAGAGCACGAAAGAGAGUGGGAACGGGAUCGUGAACGUGAACCGGAUCGCGGCCCAAUUCAGCGUGGUUUCGACAGACGAGGAGAUGAUCACGCUAGAGAAUGGGAUCGGGACCACAUUCAGGCAUCGCAUAGUCACAGCCAUAGCCAGGAACCGUACCAGGGAACAUCUCGAAGCUGGGACGAUGGUCAUUGGAAAGAAGCAGACGGUUGGGCCAAAGAAAAAGAACGCGGUGAAUGGAAGUAUCAACAGGAACGCCAAUGGGAGCAUGACGAUCUUGCUGCGGUUGGACCGUCAGCACACACACACGUCCAUGGUGGAGGUCGACGUUGGCAACAGAGUCAUCCUGAGCAAAAUCAAGGCUCUAAUUGGCAUGCAAAACCUAAGGAAGAGAUGGACUUUGUCCCACGGCAUAAAUUAGCAGGAAGACUUGGCGAAGCACCCAAUGCUGGAAACGAUCGUGGGAUGUUCCGACGUCAUCAUCCUGUUCAUCAACCGAUAUUCAACGCUGGGCGUAAAACACACAUUGGGAUCGGACCGAGCCGUUUCGGAAAUCAAAGCAAAUAUAGUAUUAAUCGUACUCAGCAAAAUCUAAGCGUUCCGCAUCAACAACACCAACCGCAAUCAACUGGAUCGGGAAAUCAGCACCAACCGUCUGGUCCAAGUACGUCGAUGCAACAGUCGGGAAAUGAAAAUCGAGAAAUUCUCACUCACCGCUCAGAAGUGGUGAAAUUGUCACCCAAACCAUCCGAAACAUCCGGUCAACCGGCAUCGUCUAGCAUCGGCAAAUUAGCGGAUACCGUUGCACCAGUUGCUGCUGUUGCUGAAUGGGAUGAUGAAUUGGAGACUGUCGCACCCCCUCCUACUGUCUCAGUUACUCCGGCAGCGGUUUCGACGACAACGACGACGACGACUACGGCAGUGACUAAUGUCUCGGCUACUGCUUCUGAUGCUGAUGCGGAAGCAGCUCCAUUUGUGUCGCCCAGUCUAGAAAAGGCUCCCGAAACAACAGCUGCUGAUUUAGCAUUGGAUGAGGAUAACCUCAGUGAAAUUAGUGACGACCUGGACGACAUUCUGACAAGGGAAGAGGAUGACGACCUGAACAAUUCCCCGACUCAGCCGGGUACGGUUGGUUCAUCGGAUGUUUCCGCAUCGGUACCGCUGUCCAGUACGGCGACAUCUCUCGGCACCUCAUCGUCGGCGACGAUUUCAUCACAGGUCCUGCAGCACAAUUCGCAUCAAUUUCAACAGAACCAACAACAAUCUUCGCGGCCUCUCCCCAGACGUCCUUUUUUAUCUAAAGCUCGGUACAAAUCAUACGAUGGUUGUAUCGGUGGUCCAGGUGCGGGAUUUCCACCCGACUUUUAUGCCAGCAUGGAUGAUGGCAAUAAACCGUCCUUUCCGAUCGACGUGACAAGUCAAUUGAACGAAUCACUGAGUGAUGACAAGCAGCCAUCGACUGACCACGACGCUCUCCUUAGCCAAGGCAAUAGUUUGGAGAAUGUCUCAACGAGCGAAUCACAACAGCAUCCAUCGGGUGGCAAUCAUCAAGAAGAAACCGGAGCUUCGGCCAUAUCCGAUCACGAUCCGAAGGACGCCAAAGAAGCAGGUAAACUUCACGCCAACAAGGAAUUGAAGGAAGAGAUGGAUCUAGACUUUGAAGAAAUUUCCGAUGGUGAACUGGAGGAAGAGAACAAAGUUAAAGGUCUUGGAGAUGCUUUAGGUGUAGACUGGGCUAGCUUAGCUCACGAAACACGUGCCAAAUUAAAACCCGAACAGACAAUUCCCGUGUCGGCACGCAACCGUUGGAAGGCUCACCACAUUCUAUUGGACAUUGGAAUAUCUGUGCGACUUGCUGGGGAAGCAUACGCACAGCGUGUUCUUACAGAGUCCAAGGAAAAGUUACGCGAAGAGAUUGAGGAGUUCAAAGCGGCUGCCGCUGCUGCCGAACAACAGAAAGUAGCCGCUGUAAAGAAAGAACAGGAAGAACAACUCUUCAAUGGAAUAAAAAUCAAAAAGGAAGUUUUGGACGAAGAAGAACAAGAGGCACAAGAAGAACUAGAACAAAAACAGUCUAUCAUUAAAAGUGAGGAACCAACUCCGACCAGUGAGACCAGUGAGCAGGAAGCGAAUCUAGCUGGAAUCGAUAAAAUUCUUCAUCCCGUAGCAUCCGUUCACGUAGCCAUGCGCAAUCGUGCACAGGCACGUCGCAAUCUCAUAUUGCGAUCCUCGGGAUCACAUAGUCGUGCGUUGAGUGCUCGCCGGGAUCUGGAGAUUCGACGCCAGUUAUGCGGCUUUCCACCGCAGGAAUGCAAUGAGCGCAUUACCGAACAUCAAUCGAUCCCCACUAACCCAGAAUUGCACGAGACAGUAAUGAAACUUUUUCAAUCUACGAUGCAAACGAAGAAGAUAGAGGUGCAGUAGUAAUUUCACUGAAAUUGUCAUGAUUUUAGCCUACGAUCGAUGAAAGUUUCUAGAAUUUAAGCUGCUGUCCUAUACAUACGUUAUUGAAUGUUUCCCCUUCAGACAUAGGUGGACACUAGCAAGGCAUUUGAAAAAAUAUGCUAUUUUAUUUGCUUUUCACCAAUUUAUUAAAUUGACAUUAUAUCGUCUUUGCGACAAUUGUCUUCUCCCUUGUGUAUCGGAUUAUAAUAUCUAGAUCAAAAAUAAAGUGAUUAAAAUUAGGUCAUCCAACAAA
Molecule: messenger RNA, 5014 nt
Organism: Malaya genurostris
Lineage: Eukaryota; Metazoa; Arthropoda; Insecta; Diptera; Culicidae
Product: fl(2)d-associated complex component-like
Exons: 6
Coding region: 292-4740 (1482 amino acids)
Cellular component (GO): RNA N6-methyladenosine methyltransferase complex
Source: RefSeq, a predicted model, not a curated record